UGUGACGUCGCCAUGUCCGAGCUGCACCAGGCGGCGGCAGCGGGGGACCUCAACGCUGCGGAGGAGAUUUUAAGACACAACAAAUGCGAUCCGAACCAGAGGGACAUUGACUGGAGCUACAAGACCCCGCUGCAUUGGGCCGCAGCCGGCGGCCACACAGAGUUGGUGCAGCUCCUGCUGGCUCACGGGGCUCGGGCCCCUCUUCAGACGGAGGUGGGUUGGACCGCGGCUCAUUUCGCUGCUGAGUCGGGUCGUUUGGGCGUCCUGCGUCUGCUUCACGUGCACCACGCUCCGAUGGACAAACCGGACCGCUGCGGAGACACGCCCGCGCGCGUCGCACAGAUCUACGGCCACAAGGAGUGCGCUCUGUUCCUCCAAAAGGCAGAGGUGGAGUGCCAGGCUCACCGUAAAAUGGCCGCUCAGAAAGGCCUCAGACUGGAUGAGGAGGAUGAGGAGUGGAGCCAGGACAGCAAAGAGAACACAGACAAUAUCAACACCACACAAUGAAUCCAUGAUGCAAGUAUUUCAAAAUAAUGUCAACAGCCCAUUUUAAAACCUCAUCUGCACUUUAUCCUAGGGCUGCAACAACUAAUCAACUGAUUGUAAGUGGUCGCCAAUAUAACGAAUAAGUGUAGUUGAAUCUGGACUAUACUAAAGCACAUACAAAAAGACCUUCUGGUAAUACUUUAUAAUAACUACACCUGGAUCAUUAUGUUAUAAUUUGGACAUUGAUAUUAAUGUAAAACAACUUUUACAUUAAAACUAGAAGAAACAAAUCCGCUGAC
Molecule: messenger RNA, 785 nt
Organism: Periophthalmus magnuspinnatus
Lineage: Eukaryota; Metazoa; Chordata; Actinopteri; Gobiiformes; Gobiidae
Product: ankyrin repeat domain-containing protein 66
Exons: 3
Coding region: 13-507 (164 amino acids)
Molecular function (GO): protein binding
Source: RefSeq, a predicted model, not a curated record